This is a messenger RNA of Mesocestoides corti, 594 nucleotides long. Lineage: Eukaryota; Metazoa; Platyhelminthes; Cestoda; Cyclophyllidea; Mesocestoididae. The record is from the annotation of a GenBank genome assembly.
AUGACACGGGGUGCGUGCAGAUGGACGCGGAGAGAGCACACGAGCGAGGAGGUGAGUGUGGAGGCUCGCGAGCCCCAUCUCCUUGUGUGCGUGCGACAGCUGUCGUGCGUGCAGCACCGUGUACUCGCCUCCACCUCCGACUGCACAUCAUCUUGCUGCUCGACAAAGCGACAACGCGUGCGCUGCUCAAGUGAACAGGUGAACACUGCGCUGUUUCGCCAAAUCUCCACUCCGCCACUGCCCCACACCCCACCCCACCUCACCCCAUCCACCCCUGGAAUACGCAUGGUGGAGUUGGCAGAGAUGCGUAGCCGAGUAGGGAGUGGUGGGAAUAGUCUCUGGAAGGAAUUGACGAGAAUGGGUGGAGAGGCUGGAGUAAUUGGCAGUGGAGAGCAGGCAAUUAUCGCCAGCACAGCAAUCCUCCUCAUUCUGCGCCUCAUUGUCUCCCCCUUCUCCUCCCCCUCCACCUCCUGCCACACUCCACUGACCUGUCGCCUCCUCACUCCGGAAGUUGGGGCAAUUAGCAGCUCACAGGAUUGCCUGGUUUUGUUUGAUCGUGUCCUGUUGCGGCAGUGGAGGAUGAGGUGUUGGUGA